AUGAAUAAGUUAAAUUUUUUUUAUUUUAAUUUUAAUUAUCUACAAAGUUAUUUUCUUGAUCGAUUAGUGAAUCGUAAUAAUUUCUUUUUUUUUUCUUACAUUCAAGUAUAUUAUUUGUUACAUAAUAGUAGUAGUAAUAGGUUUUUAUUCUUAUUGAAAUUAAUGCUAUUGGAGAAAUUUACAAAUAAUAAAAUAAAGUUUGUACUGAAUAAUAAUUUAUUAAAAAGAAGAAAGUUAAAAGUAGGUGGUGUACUAGCAAUAUCUAAGCAAAAGUUUUAUACUACUUAUCUUAACAUUUUAUAUAAUUCAUUACCUAAAUUAAUAUAUUCUUUAGAUUUAAAAUUAAAUAAUUAUUAUUUAUUUUAUGAUAAUAAAAAGACAAUAUAUUCUAGUUUUUUUUAUUCGUUAACAAAAUUUUUAUUUUUAAAUUAUUUUACUUAUACUUUAGAUUAUUAUAAGUAUUAUAACUUUUUUGAAAAUGCUAUUUUUAAAUUAAAACUAAAAGUAUGUACUAGUUAUAAGUAUUAUUUAAUUAAUCGUGAUCUAUUUAGAUUAGGUGGUUUAAAUGUUAUAUAA
Molecule: messenger RNA, 576 nt
Organism: Naegleria fowleri
Lineage: Eukaryota; Heterolobosea; Eutetramitea; Acrasida; Naegleriidae
Source: the annotation of a RefSeq genome assembly